Molecule: messenger RNA, 1905 nt
Organism: Cladophialophora yegresii CBS 114405
Lineage: Eukaryota; Fungi; Ascomycota; Eurotiomycetes; Chaetothyriales; Herpotrichiellaceae
Exons: 5
Coding region: 1-1905 (634 amino acids)
Biological process (GO): regulation of DNA-templated transcription
Molecular function (GO): zinc ion binding; DNA-binding transcription factor activity, RNA polymerase II-specific
Source: RefSeq, a predicted model, not a curated record
AUGGCGGCCUCGAGUCCACAAGAACUGGCUCCAUUUGCGGAUGUUGAUGGUGAUCAGGAUACGCGGCCGUUUUCCCGGGAAUCCGCCUCGCGCAAGAAGGUGAGCCUUGCAUGUCUCGCCUGCAGAAGACGCCGGACCAAGUGCGAUGGCGGCGUGCCCUGCGUCUCAUGUCUUUCUCGCAACUCCGAAUGCGUCAAAGAUGAAAACGAUGAUGGCCGGCGCAAGCUUGUUGUGAAGCGCCGGUUGGAAAUACUGGAAAAAGACCGCCAUCUUCUGGAUGAUCUGCUGGGGGCGCUCCGAGUGGCAGGACCCAACCAAAUGAAUGCCCUCAUCAGUAAGAUACGGGCCAACGCUGAUACGCAAGAGCUCAAGGCAUUUUUGAAGGAUGGAUUCACCAACAUUGGAGCCGACGGUGACCAGGAUCGUCGCCAGCAAUCAUACAGGAGACAUCGCCAUAUGCUAGGCCGGAUACAAGAUUUUGUCAACCCUCCCUUACAAGUUCCAGCAAGACCGUGGACGACUGUGACCGACGACGACGAUCUCGUCUCGCACCUCAUGUCUCUCUGGUUUACUUGGGCACAUCUCUGGUGGCAUUGGGUAGACGAGGAGGAAUUCAUCAAAGCGAUGCAGGCAGGGGACACUUCAAGCCUGAUAUGCACUCCUUAUCUGGUGAACAUGAUUCUAGCGGACGCGUGUUUGCUCGAUACGCUGGCGGACGACGGCUCGGAGCCGAACUUGGAGCUACGACAGCAAUUCUACAACGAAGGGAAAAAGGGACUCGAUGACGAAGAAGGCCAUGUCUCCCUGGCAUAUGUGGCCGCACUGGGUGUACAAUGGACUUACCUCAACACAAACGGCCAGGACCAGCUAGGCAAUAUGAUAUUAUAUCAGCAGGCUAUGUUGGUCAAAAGCCUCGCCAAGUGGCGCGCAAAGAUGGAAAAGAACCCCGACAUGACGCGGGAGCGGCUUCAUGCCGUCGACGCCUCGCUCGGCCGACUCGAGUGGACGCUAUACUGCCUCAACUUGUUCGUCGGGCUCGCGCUGGAGCAGGUUCGAAUAUUCCAACGGCCGUCUCGAGAGAUUCCCGUGGACGACCCAGACCGGCGGAAUCCCUGUAAUGAGCACGGAGAGUGGAGGCCAUACCCUGUCCCGCAUACACCGAUCGAAUGGCACCCCAACUGCCACUACCUGUCGUACGUGUCACUCGCGGCUGUAAUCACUGCCGAUGAAGCGCUGUACGAAGAGGAGCGAACAUCGAACCCCCAGAAAAUGAUGUCCAAGUUCCAACGUCUCUUUCAAAAGGUCAAGUCUUGGCCAGAAACUAUUCCAGCGUGCAUGAAAAUGCACGAGCACGCCAUGCCACAUAUCAUUGCCUUACAUGCACUCCACAGCUGGGUCAUCAUUACCAUGUCCAAACAAACCGCCUCUCUCGAGGGAGACACGGAAAAACCUUCCCUGCUGACAACGGCCGAGUCACCUGAAAAAGAACGAUGGAAAGACAUUUGCAUCGCCGAAUCCAUCCGCAUCAGUGGACUACUGGAGAUGAUGCGCCAAAUAUGGGGUGCCGACCACUUCCCCGUCAUCAUCAUACAGCCCGCCACCAUAGCGGCAUUCACACUGCUCGAAGACCUCGAGACGCGGCAUGACUCCCAGCAGGCCUUUUACAAGCUCUGCAUCAUCCUUCGCGCGGCGAGCCGCAGGUUCCGGGUUUGCAGGGGAGUUCUGCGACUCCUGGAUAAAACAUCGAAAGAUAACAACAUCAGUCUUCCCAGUGGAUGCGCCGACUUGCUUGCCGAAACUAAUAACGCCAUGCAGCUGGAUGGCGAGUCGACGAGAGUCGACGAUCUGGGGCUGGAUUACUUGCUCGAGAAGUGGGACGAUUUGGAUCUCGACGAGGCGUUUUGA